UUCCUUUGGUCAGACUGCGAUUUUGGUCGGAUAGAAGAAUUAGAUUCAUCUGAUUGUGGAGGGAAUCGGAGAGUGAGGUAACGGGCAUGGAAGCCACUGAUCCAAGCGCAGAGCUCGAGCUCUACAGCAUCCCUGCUCAAUCCAGUUGGUUCUUGUGGGAUGAUAUACACGAUAUUGAACGACGCGAAUUUGACGAGUUCUUCAGUGAGAGCUCAAUCACUAGAACCCCCAAAGUUUACAAGGAGUACAGAGAUUUCAUCAUCAAUAAGUUUAGAGAGGACACUUCUAGGAGCCUCACCUUCACCAGUAUCCGCAAGUUUCUAGUCGGCGAUGUCAAUUUGCUUCAAAAAGUGUUUCUCUUCCUCGACAAGUGGGGAUUGAUCAAUUUCUCCCCUUCCCUUAAGAAAAAUGAUAGUUCAUCGUUGGUGGAUAAUGCUAAAAUCGAACAAGGGACCCCAGCUGGUAUUCGAGUUUCUGCAGCCCCUAAUUCUUUGAGGCCUAUUACCGCUCCGCCCCUUGUUGAGGAAAGAACUGAGAGCGGCAUCAAACUACCACCGCUUACCUCUUAUUCAGAUGUUUUCAGCGAUUUGAAGAAGCCGGAUGAUGUGUUGGUUUGUGGACAUUGUGGAGAACGUUGUGAUUCUUCCUUCUAUCAACAUAAUAAGAGUAUUGUCAACAUAUGUGAAAAGUGUUUCAAGAAUGGCAACUAUGGGGAGAACAACACUGCAGAUGAUUUUAAGUUGAUUGGGAUUUCAGCUGCAGCUGUGUGGACCGAGGAAGAAACACUCCUCUUGCUAGAAUCUGUGCUGAAACAUGGAGACGAUUGGGAACUCAUUGCACAAAGUGUUUCGACAAAGAGCAGACUAGAUUGCAUUUCAAAACUCAUUGAGCUCCCGUUUGGGGAGUUUCUGAUGGGUUCUACCUCUGGAAGACUCAAUUCCUCUAUCCCCACCGAGGAUGAAGACACGGAACAGGUGAAAACUGAUUGUCAAGAACAUCAGGAAACAGAGAUGAGGGAGGAAAAGGAAGAUGAGCCUCCAGUUAAAAGGAAACGUGUUGCACUGAUAUCAGAUGGUGAUAGUUCACUUAUGAAACAGGUUGCUACUAUGGCAAGUAAAGUUGGUCCAUCUGUCGCAACUGCUGCUGCAAAAGCUGCAAUUGCAGCUCUUUGUGAUGAAGCCUCAUGUCCAAAAGAGAUUUUUGACUCUGGUGAUGAUUACACCAGUUCCACAGUUGACAGAGCUGAUGGAGACAAAGAUACGGAUAUGGAGGAAGAGAGAGAAGAGAAAGACGGGCCUCAGGGUCUACCUGUAGCUCUGAGGAUAAGAGCGUCUGUGGCAACAGCUCUAGGAGCUGCAGCUGCUCAGGCGAAAAUACUGGCUGAUCAAGAAGAAAGAGAAAUGGAAGAACUAGCUGCGAGUGUAAUAGACCAACAGCGGAAGAAAGUGCAGAGUAAGUUGAAGUUUCUGGACCAGCUGGAAAUGAUAAUGGAUGCGGAAGAGGAAGUGAUAGAAGGAGGAAAGGAAACAAUCCUCCAAGAGAGGAUAAGCGUUUUGCAAUGUGCGUUUAGUAGUGGUGUAACCAAACGUUGGGAUCAUACGUACGUAAAAUGAUCUGCUUCCCUCGCUUAUUGUAACUCUUGGGGAUAGAUUUGUUAUCUCCGUAUGAACAAUGGUGUUGUUUGUUUUUGUUGACUUUUGUUAGCUAAUAGAGUAGUAGAAGCAUCAUCGCUUGCCAAAA
This is a messenger RNA of Capsella rubella, 1740 nucleotides long. RefSeq names its product SWI/SNF complex subunit SWI3A. NCBI's taxonomy places the organism in Eukaryota, Viridiplantae, Streptophyta, Magnoliopsida, Brassicales, Brassicaceae. Gene Ontology annotation, molecular function: protein binding. The record is from RefSeq and is a predicted model, not a curated record. The coding region runs from base 87 to 1613 and encodes 508 amino acids. The transcript is spliced from 7 exons.